AUGUGCAGCGGCAGCGCUGGCGACGUCAUGGCUGGGGUGUAUGGCGGCAUCUCUGCCGUCAUCAAGCUGCUGGGGCCCGACAGCGCUGGGCUGAAGGCGUUUGACCGUGAGGCGCGCAGCUACUCUCUGCUGCGCCAGGAGCAGGGCGAGGUGGUGCCCGAGCUGCUGGGCACAGGCUGGUACCCGCUGGCCGGUGUGCGCUACCUGGCGGUGCGCCGCAUCCAAGGCAGCCCCCUGUCGGGCCUGCCCGCCAUCCCGCCAGCAGUGGCAGCUGCUGCAGUGAGGGCCCUGGCGCGCGUCCACCGCGCCGGCGGCCCCGGCUUCCUGCACGGCGACGUGCGCCUGCACAACAUCUUGCUCGAGGAGGAGGCCGCAGCAAGCAGUGACGGGAACCCCAGGUGCUUCGUCAUUGAUUUUGGGCGGGCAAGCGAGGGCGGCAGCAGGGCGCAACAGCGUCGGGAAGUCGAGGAGCUUCAGGUGCUGCUGGCGCGCCGCUCUGCUCCCUGCGGCUGA
Molecule: messenger RNA, 513 nt
Organism: Monoraphidium neglectum
Lineage: Eukaryota; Viridiplantae; Chlorophyta; Chlorophyceae; Sphaeropleales; Selenastraceae
Exons: 1
Coding region: 1-513 (170 amino acids)
Biological process (GO): protein phosphorylation
Molecular function (GO): protein kinase activity; ATP binding
Source: RefSeq, a predicted model, not a curated record